Messenger RNA from Gossypium raimondii (Peruvian cotton), 1696 nucleotides. RefSeq lists its product as uncharacterized. The record is from RefSeq and is a predicted model, not a curated record. Bases 412 to 1188 code for a protein of 258 amino acids. Lineage: Eukaryota; Viridiplantae; Streptophyta; Magnoliopsida; Malvales; Malvaceae. The transcript has 9 exons.
UAGUUUGUAAAUCACAAUAAGCCCAAGGCUAAAACCAAAAAAACAAAACAAAAUAUGAAAAUUUAAAUCUACUCUUUAAUUAUUAAAGUUGUUUUUUUUGAAUCUUUGAUCCAUUCCCUAAGCAAGUUUUUUGAAAGAUUCAAUCAAUUGUUUGGAAUCGAAAGUUGUGUGUAGUACAAAUUUCGGGUAAUCAAGUAGAGAGGCAGCUUUAUUCUUGUAAUCUAGUUUGACGGUGAAAAGAAAGCAGCGGCCUCCUCCAGAAAUGGACGGUACGGGCGGCGCUGAAGCGGCGGUGAAGGCUGAGACCGGAAUUCAACCCAACCCAAACGAAGGGCUACCAAAUCUCUGAAAACGCCAGCUCAGAAGGAUAAACAUAACGAGAGCUGUAAACGAUAUCGACUGAAAAUUAAAAUGAGGCAUGAGGAGAAGGAACAAGAGAUCCCAAAGUUGAAGGAUGAACACCAGAUGACGAAAAUGGAGCUAGAGGAAUACAAGUCUAAAAUUGGGGUUAUGGGAAAUGAGAUCCAACAACUUAAGAGAAAGCUUGAGGCACAGGGGCAAAUGCUUACUUCUUUGGAAAAGCUGGUAGAAUGGUUUGCGUUGCAGACCAAUGUGCAAGGCAGUCAAGUUUUAGCAACUUCGGGAGCUGUUUUACAAAGUGUUAAUGAAUUAGUGAGUUCGGGAGAGACAGGGGCGACAUACUUUCAACCUUCCAUGGCUGGUUUUCUUCAGCAAACAUGCUUUGACCAGGACUACAACAUUACGGCCCCUGCUGCUGCUGCUGGUUUUGCAAACCAUAACUUGCGCUUUGGGUUUGAUGCCCCUAAUAGUCAGGGUAAUAAAGCAGGAGACUGGACUGAUUCUGCUACUGCAAAUUAUAACUUGCCUGAGUAUGGUGCUACGAACAAUCAUGAUAACAUUUUCAACAAUGUCGUCGGUGCUGGACUUCUUCCUACUGGUUCCUCCUUGGAUGCAAAUCCUGAAGCGUCCUUCAUGUUUGAUGCUGCAAAUAAUCAUGAGAAUUAUGGUGAUCUUUUACCCCAUGGCCACGCUACAGGAUCAUGUUCUGCUCAUGCCCGAAAACAGUUUCUAGCACAUGUUGAAAAAGCAAAGACUACCGGAUGGUUGGAUUCAUCAUUUCAUUAUGGCAAUUCCAUAAACGGUAAAGAGAAUGGGGCCUGCCAAUAAUAACGAGUUUACAGGGAAGUUGAGUUCCUUCUAGCUGUGCCCUGGUAUUGCAGAGAAUAAGUUAAGAAUUGACUUAAAUUUGAACAUUUGCCUGACACACGCUGCAUUAUUGUUGAAGUCAGCAUGUUUUGUUUUGUUUUGUUUUUGCCAUUACAGCUGCUGUAGUUAUGUAAAGAGAAAGGGCCUGCCAAUAAUAAUGGGCAUGUAGGCACUAAAUCUGCAGUUCAAAUUCGAAGCCAUGCUCAAAAGUUUUUCUCUACGGCUCAUUGCUUUGAGUUCAUUACAAUGAGUUCAUUACAAGAUUUUCUUGAUUAAGUAAAUGUAUUAUAUCUUUUAUUACCAAGAUUUACUUGAUUAAGAAAAUGCAUUGUAUUAUUUAUUACCUUGCAAUGUGUAUAUUCAUAGGCAGAUUUAACUAGUCAGUCUGUUUCUCAUAUGUAUUAUUUAUUUUAGUUUUGAUUCUAAAUUCUUAUUUUUACUUUAAUAUUUACGACAACUUGAGUUUUAA